AGGCGGUCGCCAUUCCCCUUCUAUGGAUUAGCAUGAAGGUCGAGUCCUAGCAGGAUGAUAUCGACCAUCAGGUGGAGCUCAUUGAAUCACGGAAACACAAACGACCAAAUGCGUCGACCUUAUCUGAUGCCCCUCAAACGAGGGAGAUGGCGACCACAAAUGUCAAACCUGGUAAGAGUAAACACCCAUACGACACUGGAGCUGGAGAGACGACUGGGAGAACUACAGAGAAUGAACUGCCAAGGGAUUCCUCCCGUCAGACGGGACGAAUUGCGCCCCGAGAAGGAAAAUCACGAAAAUCUAGAACUCUGCCGAUUCUAAGUCCUCGUCAGGGCGAGAUUCUCGUUCCUCCAUCUCAGACGUCAGAUUAUACCCCAGGAUCUCGAACUGUGGAUGAUUCCCUACGUCGUCCUAAAAUCAAAUUUCGGAGUAUUCUAGGGCUACAAAGAAACAGAAAAAAUAUUCCUAAUGCAGUUUCUCUGAAUACAAUCUCAGCAUCUCCUGCUCGAGUAUCACCUGAACUAGAGGCACAACUGCGAGAUCAACAACAAACAUGGUGGCCCUUGAAAAAGGUAAGAGGGGCAUGUGGUGAACGGGACGGAGACGACAUCUUCGGUUUAGCGGGGGAGGAAUCAAUGCUGGAUGCGGAGAAUGGCCUAGCAACGUCAGCAAGGAGUAGGACUAUGGAUGAAGGUGUUCAAAGUCAUCACGCAAGUCCAUCUUCAAAGAACGAAAUUGAGAAGAAAGCGAAUAUUUUCGGGCGUACUCGAUUGAAACUUGAAAAUAGGAUAGGCCAGAAGCAGAGGUCUCAUAAGGGUUUAAAGAGGACAGAAAAUGACGAUUCUACUUUACAAACCGAUUGGGAGCAGCUGGAAACCUCGGGACCGAAACCAAAGAAGUGGCGCGCAAAAAGCAAAUCUUCAUCUCAAACUCGUUCAGCUACGGCUGGGGCUAGUUCCACACCAGGCAAUACAACGAUCCACGCGGAUUUUACAUGUGGAGAAUCGGAGGGUCGGACACGCUCGUUGACGCCGACGCAAGCUUUUCGUCUCCUACUCGGCCUCAGAAAAACACCGUCGUCAGCAACAACAACGACGCAACCAGACCUUGGGGGUUCAGGAAUUCGUGAAUCAGCAACUACCCUAUUACGGACGCAGCCAAGUCAAGAGAGCCGUUAUUCCAAUAGACAAUCGACGGAAGUUAACAAGAGCAGAGCCUGGAUUCCAUUCUGGGGAUUACCUCGACCACAGCCAAAGGUAUCGCCGGGCAUUGAUAUCGAGGAUGCCUCGAGACGAGGGAGUGGGUUGGAACCAGCCUCAAGGGAAAUGGGUCAGAGUGGAUUGGUAAGUCCAAAGAAAUAUUCGGGUAGGAUUUCUCGGAGGGGGUGGAGAAGUGGAUAGAAUGCGUAUGCUGGUAACAGCAGCGGAUGGAUAUCCUGUGAGAUCGGAAGUUGGCUUCCUACUUCCUAAUCCCCUUACCCGGUCGAGGCAUAUUAGAAGA
This is a messenger RNA of Hypoxylon trugodes, 1500 nucleotides long. RefSeq lists its product as uncharacterized. Bases 147 to 1400 code for a protein of 417 amino acids. Lineage: Eukaryota; Fungi; Ascomycota; Sordariomycetes; Xylariales; Hypoxylaceae. The transcript has a single exon. The record is from RefSeq and is a predicted model, not a curated record.